AUGUUCAACAAGAUGACCUCUUCUCAGCAGCAGCAGAUGAUGCGAGGUCCUAGGUGGAACCGGGCCUUGUCUGACCCUUUAUUUGUGCUGCUCCUGGCCCUCCAGCUGCUGGUUGUGGCAGGACUGGUGCGUGCUCAGACAUGUCCCUCUGUCUGCUCCUGUAGCAACCAGUUCAGCAAAGUCAUUUGUACCCGAAGAGGCCUGCGAGAUGUCCCUGAUGGCAUCUCUACCAACACACGCUACCUGAACCUGCAAGAAAACUUUAUUCAGGUCAUCAAGGUGGACAGCUUCAAGCACCUAAGACAUUUGGAGAUCCUGCAGCUAAGCAAAAACCACAUACGGAAAAUUGAGCUUGGGGCCUUCAAUGGACUGGCCAGCCUCAACACUUUGGAGCUUUUUGAUAACCGCCUCACCACCAUACCAAAUGGGGCAUUUGAGUAUCUAUCGAAACUAAAGGAGCUUUGGCUUAGAAAUAACCCAAUAGAGAGCAUUCCCUCCUAUGCUUUCAACAGAGUUCCUUCAUUACGAAGGUUGGACCUUGGAGAGCUCAAACGGCUCUCCUAUAUUUCAGAGGGAGCCUUUGAGGGGCUCAGCAAUCUACGUUACCUAAAUUUGGGAAUGUGCAAUCUGAAGGAAAUUCCCAAUCUUAUUCCUUUGGUAAAACUAGAUGAACUUGAGAUGUCUGGAAAUCAGCUAACUGUUAUCCGACCUGGUUCAUUUAAAGGGCUUAUCCACCUGCAAAAGCUUUGGAUGAUGCAUGCUCAGAUCCAGACCAUAGAAAGAAACUCCUUUGAUGACCUGCAAUCUCUUGUGGAGCUUAAUCUAGCCCACAAUAAUCUUACCCUUUUGCCCCAUGAUCUCUUCACUCCUUUACAUCACUUGGAGAGAGUGCACUUGCACCACAACCCAUGGAAUUGCAACUGUGACAUCCUCUGGCUGAGCUGGUGGCUUAAGGAGAUGGUACCAGCAAACACCAGCUGCUGCGCCCGCUGUAGCUCACCUACCCAACAUAAGGGACGAUAUAUCGGCGAGCUGGAUCAGAAUUACUUUCACUGUUAUGCUCCUGUUAUUGUGGAGCCUCCCGCAGAUCUGAACGUUACAGAGGGAAGUGCUGCAGAGUUGAAAUGUAGAGCCAGUUCGCUGACAUCAGUAAGCUGGAUUACGCCCAAUGGUUCCAUUAUGACACACGGUGCAUACAAGGUCAGGAUCUCUGUGCUGAACGAUGGUACGCUAAACUUCACUAAUGUAACCAUGCAGGACACAGGAACAUAUACAUGUAUGGUCAGCAAUUCUGCAGGUAACACAACAGCAUCCGCCACACUCAAUGUGUCUUCUACAGAGAAUAGUAGCUUCAGCUACUUCACCACCGUGACAGUGGAGACGAUAGAGACACCGCAUAAUGAAGGCUUCAGUACUAUUGUUCAACAGAAGGUGGGUCCAACACCCUCUGCCGGUACAUGGGAGUCUCUGUCACCCACCUCUACAACAACCACAACAAUCAGAACUCCGGUCCCGACCCACACCACUGAGAAGACCUAUACCAUCCCCGUCACGGAGGGUUCCCUGAACGGAUUGGAUGAGGUAAUGAAGACGACCAAGAUUAUCAUCGGCUGCUUUGUUGCAAUCACGCUCAUGGCAGCUGUCAUGCUGAUCAUUUUCUACAAGAUGCGCAAACAACACCACCAGCAGAACCACCAUGCACCCACACGUACCAUUGAGAUUAUCAAUGUGGAUGAGGACUGUGUCACAGGGGGUCCAGGCAUGGAGGGCCACCUGACCCUGCCGCCUAUUGAGCAUGAGCACCUCAACCACUACAACACCUACAAAACUGCGUAUAACCAUGCCUCCACCAUCAAUUCCAUACACAGCUCAGCACACGAACCUUUGUUAGUCCGGGCAAGCUCAAAAGACAAUGUACAAGAGACCCAAAUCUAG
Molecule: messenger RNA, 1935 nt
Organism: Menidia menidia (Atlantic silverside)
Lineage: Eukaryota; Metazoa; Chordata; Actinopteri; Atheriniformes; Atherinopsidae
Source: the annotation of a GenBank genome assembly